Molecule: messenger RNA, 846 nt
Organism: Pyrus x bretschneideri (Chinese white pear)
Lineage: Eukaryota; Viridiplantae; Streptophyta; Magnoliopsida; Rosales; Rosaceae
Exons: 1
Coding region: 299-691 (130 amino acids)
Source: RefSeq, a predicted model, not a curated record
CUUACUUGCACGGUCUCGUAGUCAAACCAGCAUUUUGCUUUUUAACACCAACACACAAACCAUUUCUCAAUUUUAGUCCAAUCCAACCCUCUCUUUUUCUUUUCCCUUCUGUAUCCAAUCCUCCCUUUUCCUUUUCUCUCUUUUCCCAAAUCCAAUCCCACCAUAAAUACUCGUCAUAACAAACCCAACUGCCCUCUCUCUGCUCCACAAUCUAGUGCUAACUUUUUUCAUAUCAUAACCCUUCUCUCUCUCUCUCUCUCUCCCUCUCUCUCUCUCUCUCUCUCUCUCUGUGUGUAAAAUGUCAACGAGAGCUAGUAGGAGGGUGAGUUUCAGUCCUGAUGUGAAUGAAAAGCCAAUUCUGUAUCUGAAACAGGGCGGCGGUGGCGGCUCCAGAGUUGGUGGAAGCAGGAGCAGGGUGACCGGAAUUUGGACUUUCAGGUUGCUCAAAGAUACACAAGUGCUCUCCACACCCAUCAAACUACUACGAACUCUCAGAACCAACAUGGCUAGAGCAGUGUGCAUUAUGUCUGCAAGAAAGCGGACUUCGAGGAAGGUGUCAUCGUCCAACCAUCUGACAAGGUCAAGGUCUGUAUCCGACCCUAUGGAAUCUCAUCGAGUUGAAGCUUUGGAGGACUGCAUCGAGUUCCUGAAUUCUACUGCUUCUUUGCAGAGAACAAAUUCAAUUGCUUGAAAUUUUUGUUAAUAAGAGACUUGUAGAAUGAUUAGUGUUCAUAAAAAAGGCAAGAAAAUAAAAGUUUUCGGUUGUUGCAUGCAAAAUUUAUCUGUAACAUGUAGAAAGAUACAUAACGAGUGCAAAUCACAUUAUCUUGUGUGAAUUUUUGUUUA